Caenorhabditis bovis is the source of this 921-nucleotide messenger RNA. Lineage: Eukaryota; Metazoa; Nematoda; Chromadorea; Rhabditida; Rhabditidae. The record is from the annotation of a GenBank genome assembly.
AUGAAUCAAACUGGGGAUACGAAUAUUUUCGAAUUCAACAAUGAUCGAUUUAUGAUCAGAGUUGGACUCGCUUACAUGUUUGUCAGCAUUUGGCUUCUUCCCUUAUAUGCCCUUAUAAUGACGGCGAUCUACAUAAGAGACCGCACGAAGCCAAAUAUGACCAACAAAUUAAUGAACCAUAUUAAUUUCUUCGAAGUCGGCCAAGCUUUUUGCCACUUCAUCUCGUCGCCGAUUCUGAUUUUCCCAUAUUUUGCGACCGCCUGGGAUUGGAUUAUACGAGUGCUGGGUUGCAUUAUAAACACAUUUUGGAUAGCCGAGUUUCCCGCGAUGACGACGCUGGCGGUCAGUAGAAUAUUGAUAUUCUGCGAUAUAAUUCAGACGAAGAGAAUACCGAUUCCAAUUAAAAUCAUUCUUUUCAUCGCUUAUUCAUGGAUUGCAUUCGUAUUGAUCUACGGCUGCAUUUCGCAGAAUUUCGCGUUCACACCGCCAUCGUGGGGAUAUGACUUCGAUGUCGAAUAUGCCGAAUUGUUCGGAAUUCUUGAAUUGGCUUUAAGUUUUCCCUGUUUGGCGAUUUCUUAUUUCUCCUAUAUCUUCAUUAUAUAUCUGAUUUAUUCGAGAAAAAAACAUAGUCAAUCGAAAUCGAAUCGAAGAAAUGAGCUAGCAAUAAUGAUUCAAUACACAUUUGUUACUACUUAUAUGGUCAUUCUAAUAUUUUUAUGGCACGAAGGAGACGUUUUUCUGGAAAUGACUGAUUUGACAAAUGCUAUUUUGAAUUGCUUUUGGAUUGGUUGCUCUUAUCUCAACCCAGUGCUUCUUUUAAUUUUGAAUAAACAAAUUCGCAACGAGAUUCACUAUAUGCUGGGCGGUGUUCGUAAGAUGCACGUGACGCAGUCUGUCCGCACAAUGAUCUCAAAUAAUUAA